Messenger RNA from Hyla sarda, 1281 nucleotides. RefSeq names its product chymotrypsinogen A-like. The transcript is spliced from 8 exons. The record is from RefSeq and is a predicted model, not a curated record. Gene Ontology annotation, biological process: proteolysis. Lineage: Eukaryota; Metazoa; Chordata; Amphibia; Anura; Hylidae. Gene Ontology annotation, molecular function: serine-type endopeptidase activity. Bases 200 to 991 code for a protein of 263 amino acids.
AUUAUAACAUAUGUUCAGCACUUAUCUGUACUCCUUGGUGCAGAUGGUAGAAAGUUCUAUAUUAAUUCAAGGCCACUGAUAAAGAGUUUAAAAUAAUCAAAUAUUCGUAAAUGUUCAAUAACUUGCUAAUAUUUGAUUGGCGGGUUGAGACUACAGUAUAUAAACUGGACACAGCCACUUGACCAUACAGUGAAUCACAAUGGCAUUCCUUUGGCUCCUUUCAUGUCUGGCCCUGCUUGGGGGCACUCUUGGCUGUGGUGUGCCAAGUAUCAAGCCUAUUAUUUCUGGCUAUGCCAGAAUUGUGAAUGGUGAGAAUGCCGUUUCUGGUUCCUGGCCAUGGCAGGUGUCUCUUCAGGACAGCACCGGAUUCCACUUCUGCGGAGGUUCUCUGAUCAACAGUCUGUGGGUUGUUACCGCUGCUCACUGUGGUGUUACAACCUCCCACCGUGUCAUUCUGGGUGAAUAUGACCGUUCCUCCAGUGCUGAACCUAUUCAGACCAAGACCAUUUCCAGGGUCUUCAGACACCCCAGCUACAGCUCCUUCACCAUUGCCAAUGACAUCACUCUCAUCAAGCUCAGCAGCGCCGCUUCUUUCAAUAACCGUGUGGCUCCUGUGUGUAUUGCCGCUAGCGCUGAUGUGUUCAAUGGAGGAGAGAGAUGUGUCACCACCGGAUGGGGCUACGUCAGUGCUGCAACCCAAACCACCCCAAGCAAACUGCAGCAGGUGUCUCUUCCUCUUCUGACCAAUACCGAAUGUCAGAGACACUGGGGAACCAAGAUCCAGAGCACCAUGAUCUGCGCUGGAGCAUCUGGAGCUUCCUCCUGCAUGGGUGACUCUGGUGGACCUCUUGUAUGCCAGAGAAAUGGAGCUUGGACCUUGGCUGGUAUUGUAUCCUGGGGAAGCUCUUCCUGCUCCACAUCUACUCCCGCUGUAUAUGCUCGUGUGACAGCUCUUAGAUCCUGGUUGGACCAGACUGUUGCUGCUAACUAAAUGUUGAGACUACAGUAUAUAAACUGGACACAGCCACUUGACCAUACAGUGAAUCACAAUGGCAUUCCUUUGGCUCCUUUCAUGUCUGGCCCUGCUUGGGGGCACUCUUGGUAAGUUGGUUAAUUUCUUUAUUGACAUUUUCUUUUCUUUAUUAAUUUCUUACAGUGAAAUAUAAGUUUUUCUUUAAUACCUAGGCUGUGGUGUGCCAAGUAUCAAGCCUAUUAUUUCUGGCUAUGCCAGAAUUGUGAAUGGUGAGAAUGCCGUUUCUGGUUCCUGGCCAUGGCAGGUGU